Messenger RNA from Panicum hallii, 2114 nucleotides. RefSeq lists its product as uncharacterized. The transcript is spliced from 8 exons. The record is from RefSeq and is a predicted model, not a curated record. Bases 1 to 1434 code for a protein of 477 amino acids. Lineage: Eukaryota; Viridiplantae; Streptophyta; Magnoliopsida; Poales; Poaceae.
AUGUCGGAGCGCCGCCUACCGAUAACUGCCCCGGCCGUGGCCGGAUCCCGCCGCCAUUGCCGGAGGCUGAGGCGCCGCUGCCGCCUAAUCCUCCUCCCGGCCUUCGCCCUCGCUCUGCUCUACCUGGCCUACCUCUCCUUUUCCUCCCACGCCAACCUCCCCUUCCACGCGAUGAAUCAUGGCCCAUCAAAUAGGGAGAACCUUUUGAAGCGAAAGGACCUGGAAUACAGCCCAUAUUUUACUAAUAUCUCUAUAUUUACUUCUUCUGACAGGACUAGGUAUGAAUUGGAACCUCCCAAAAGUCGAAAGAGACCACGCAAGCGCUAUGCACUAUGUGAAAUCCAAUUCUUGCCAGCUGUUGAUGAUCUUGUGGAGCCUGCUCACUAUGAGAAUUUUACACAGUUCUCUUUGAACUAUAUAUUGAAGGAAGAAGUGCCGGGUAAUGGCUUCUUUAAACCAUUGUUUGGUGGACACCAGAGCCUUCAGGACAGAGAAGAUACAUAUCAUGCAAAAGACCAAACCCUCCACUGUGGUUUUGUUAGAGGCACAAAUGAUUACCCUAGUACUGGAUUUGAUUUGGAUGCAAAUGACAGAAGGUAUAUGGCUACCUGCCAUGUUUCUGUAUCAUCAUGCAUUUUUGGAAGCUCUGAUUACUUGAGGAGACCAACCAAAAGCAGGAUUGGAUCUUACGCUAAGAAGAAUGUGUGCUUCGUCAUGUUCAUGGAUGAGCUAACACUAGCAACCCUUUCCUCUGAAGGACACAUGCCAGAUGAAAAUGGAUUUGUUGGCCUAUGGAGAAUUGUUGUAGUUAAGAACUUACCAUACAAAGAUAUGCGAAGAGCUGGGAAGGUGCCAAAAUUUCUAUCUCAUCGACUCUUCCCAUCUGCCAUGUAUUCUAUAUGGCUGGAUAGCAAACUACGUCUCCAUGCUGAUCCAAUGCUUAUCAUUGAGUAUUUCUUAUGGAGAAAGAAAGCAGAAUACGCCAUCUCAAUGCACUAUGAUCGCUCUUGUGUAUGGGAGGAAGUGCUCCAAAAUAAGCGCUUGAACAAGUACAAUCAUGCUGCUAUUGAUGAACAAUUUCACUUUUACCAGUCCGAUGGUCUUGUCAAGUUUAAUGCCUCCGGCCAACUGCCCGUUCUUCCAAGCUAUGUGCCUGAAGGAUCGUUCAUUGUGCGUGCCCAUACACCGAUGUCUAAUUUGUUUUCAUGCCUUUGGUUCAAUGAAGUCAACCGUUUUACCUCACGUGAUCAAUUGAGUUUUACGUACACUUACUUGAAGCUCAGGCGAAUGAAUCCAGGGAAACCUAUUCACCUCAACAUGUUUAAGGAUUGUGAAAGAAGAGCAAUAGCUAAACUGUUCCAUCACCGAACUAAUGAGACUACAGAUCCACCACCAGCUAAUCUUAGAUUGGACAAGACUUCAAUACAAGGCUGAGACUGCUAUUUGAGGAAUCAACAGCAAUGUGACUUCAAUACAUUGUGCCAAAUGUAUCAUGCAUCCAGCUAUUGCAUACAGGGUAGAUUUUGAUCUUCUCCUUGCUGCAUCCAACUUUUUACCCUUUUUUGUGGAACGAACCAAGCAGGAGUUGAUUGUAUUAUAAACAAAUUAACCAGACAACCCCUUUUAGGGCCACUGACAUACAGCAUCCACUAGAAGAUCAGUAGGCAGGUCAGUCAUGCACAGCACUAUCAUCUUCUGUUGUGGCCACUGACCAGAGGACCAGAACAGCGCCAGUGUGCCUAAGACGCUUGGAGAGAAAAGAAAUGCAGUAGCCUUUGCACAGUUGUUGGUGGAAUGGUGGUAGAAUUGUAGAUUUGCCAGUUGCAAGUGGUCGCUUCCUCGGAAAAUUCAUUUAUUUCAAAUAAUUGUUAGUACGACUGUAUGAGACCCUUUUUUUUGUGUGCCCAUCGCCACAUAGCAAUGCGUAUCAUUGUCAGGCUUUGUACGUGCAUAAUUGACUCUUUAUUCUUUAUUCAUAAUGAGUCCAUGGUAUUGUAUAUCCUAAUUUUAAAUGUGUCAUUCCGCAAUUAACAAUCGCAUGGCCAAUGCAGACUAAUGAAUCAUCUAUGUAAUUUGAUUCAUUUGACGUAUUAUGUUUCAAGCAGCAUUGCAAA